Messenger RNA from Clarias gariepinus (North African catfish), 2550 nucleotides. Its product is annotated as kelch-like protein 10. Gene Ontology annotation, molecular function: protein binding. The transcript has 3 exons. The record is from RefSeq and is a predicted model, not a curated record. Bases 1 to 2550 code for a protein of 849 amino acids. NCBI's taxonomy places the organism in Eukaryota, Metazoa, Chordata, Actinopteri, Siluriformes, Clariidae.
AUGAUACAGACUCAAACAGAUCUGCAGCACAGGGGACUGGUUUGCUCACUUGUCUCCUGGAAAGAAAGAAUAGAAAUGGAGAGGAAGGAGGACACGAUGGUCUGCAACAUCUUCAAUGAGCUGCGUUUAGAAAAGGAGCUUUGUGAUGUUCUCGUCAAAGUCAACGGUGCCCAGUUCCACGCACACAAGAUCAUCUUGUGUGGCUGUAGCCCUUACUUCAGGGCUCUCUUCACCCAUGACUGUUAUCCUCCAGAUGUAUUUCAGUUCACCAUCCCAGGUGUCUCCUCAGAAAUAAUGGAGGUGAUCAUGGAGUAUGCAUACAUACAGGAGGUUAACAUCACAGAGGAAAAUGUGCAUGAGCUGCUUAUUGCUGCUGAUUAUUUGGCAAUGAGCGACCUGGUAAAUGAGUGCUCAGUGUUCCUCAAGGCUCACAUGUGCCAGGAGAACUGCAUUGGCAUUUGGCGCUUUGCUCGCUUCUACUUCUGCAGGAAAUUAGAGCAGCAGGCCUUGCAGUUUGUCCUGCACAACUUCGAGAAUGUGCUGCAUGUCUCUGAGGAGUUUCUGGACCUCACGGUUGAAGAGCUUUGUGAGAUCAUGGAGAAAGAUGAGCUGAAUGUAAAACAAGAGAAUUUGGUGUUUGAGGCCAUCAUACUGUGGAUUGAACAGGCGCCCCUGGAGCGAGAAAAACACAUUGGACAAUUACUAGCCAGGGUGCGUAUGGGGUUACUGCCGCAGGACUAUUUUAUGGACAAUGUAAAGAACCACAAUUUAGUUUCAGAAAACACAGCAUGUAGACUGAUUAUUUACAGUGUUCUGCUGAAUAUCUAUGGCCUGAACACAGCUGAAUUUCUCAACUCUGAUCUCGCUCGGCCUCGUCUGCCCAGUUCUGUUCUACUGGCAAUUGGUGGCUGGAGCCAAGAAGAUCCCACCAAUGCCAUAGAAGCAUAUGAUCCACGAGCAGAGCGCUGGGUUGAUGUGACAUGCACCAGUGAGAGUCCACGAGCCUAUCAGGGAGCAGUGUACCUCAAUGGCUUUGUAUACUGCAUGGGAGGAUUUGAUGGCAGAAAUUACUUUAACAGUGUGCAUAGAUUUGACCCCAUCAGCAGAACCUGGGCCGAGGUGGGUCCCAUGCACUCUCGCCGGUCUUACGUGAGUGUGUGCAAGCUGGAUAGUUACAUCUAUGCAAUGGGAGGACUCAAUGGAACUGAACGGCUUAGCACAGCUGAGCGAUAUGAUCCUAAGAACAAUCAGUGGAGUAUGAUAGCACCAAUGCACGAACGCAGGAGUGAUGCAAGCGCUACCGUACUUAAUGGCAAAGUGUACAUAUGUGGAGGGUUUGAUGGAAACGAAUGUUCGUUUACGGCGGAGUAUUACAAUCCUCAGAUGGACGAGUGGACUCUUCUACCCCGAAUGACCAGCAGAAGGAGUGGACUGGGUGUGGUAGCAUAUAGCGAACAUGUUUAUGCCAUUGGAGGAUAUGAUGGUGUGAAUCGUCUAAGAAGUGCAGAAAUGUAUAAUCCUCUGACCAAUUCAUGGAGAAUUGUUCCAGACAUGAUCAACCGGCGCAGCAACUUUGGCAUUGAGGUGCUGGAUGAUCUCCUUUUUGUUGUUGGAGGCUACAAUGGCAGUACCACUACCAAUAAUGUGGAGUAUUAUAAUAAGGCAACUGCUAAAUGGAUCAAAGCGGAAGACAUGGGUGUGUUCCGCAGUGCAUUGAGCUGCUGUGUGCUCUACGAUUUACCCAACAUGGCAGAGUAUGCAGCACCCCGUAACGUUGUCUACAAAGACCCCAAGAGUGCCCAGAGCACCUCACGUCACGCUCGCGGCACGAUUUCAGCGCCGGCGGAUUUCUCUGCUCUGCACGCUCUCACUCAUCCUCGACCAGUCAACGCCUCGUUCCUGCACCUGCGUCUGGAUCCGCCUCCGACGGACAUCACGCCUCUUCGUGACCAUCUCCUGACAGAAUAUUCUGGCCAUACUAUGGAUCCAGCAGGAUUAGACAGGAUGAGGCAGGCGCUGGAGAAUCAAGGCACUCUCCUUGGUAAACAUCAGGAGGAACUGGUCACUACGAGACAGACGCUCGCUGACGUCACCGCCCAAAUGCAGCGUCUCCAGAUGCCUGUAGCACGGUCCACGGACCCUCCACAAGAGCCACACCUGCCAGCCCCACCCACACUUACGGCGGAGAGCCAGAUUAAUCAGGAGGAGCCUAUGCAGCUGGGCAGAACCCACAUCUCCGAUGAGGAGAGACGUCGCCACCGCCUAGAAAGAGCCUGUUUACUGCGGGGGCUCAGGUCACAUGCUGAGGGACUGUCCGUUAAAAGGAGGCGCCCUCUAGUCAGACUGGGAGCCCUAGAGGGCGCUCCUCCCGAUAAACUCCCAGAACCACGCCCACUGCUCUCGGUAACACUAGUCAUCAGCGGCCAGCCUCACCCCAUCCAGGCGCUCAUCGACUUCGGCUCAGAUCGGAAUCUGAUCAGCUCCGCGACGACCAAGGCGUUACGGGUCCCUGCACGUCGCUGGAUCAUCCCCUGUCCGUCCAAGCUCUAG